Messenger RNA from Lycium ferocissimum, 1623 nucleotides. RefSeq lists its product as uncharacterized. Gene Ontology annotation, molecular function: molecular adaptor activity; protein binding. Gene Ontology annotation, cellular component: membrane; TRC complex. Gene Ontology annotation, biological process: post-translational protein targeting to endoplasmic reticulum membrane. Lineage: Eukaryota; Viridiplantae; Streptophyta; Magnoliopsida; Solanales; Solanaceae. The record is from RefSeq and is a predicted model, not a curated record. The transcript has 10 exons. Bases 71 to 1378 code for a protein of 435 amino acids.
UAAGGGUCAUUUUUGCACUUGGCCUGCGUAUAUAAAGCGCUGCUAAUAGUAAUAGAGCAGACCCGAUUGAAUGGCGACGCUGAAGACAGACUCUCCUGUGUCGCGUCGCAUAGUCCAUUCCUUCUUGCGCUUUCUUGAUUCCGUGGAACCUGCUGAAGAAGUUGAUGAUGAAGGACUUGAGGUUGCUAAGCAAUGUCUGUCAGAGGCUUUUAAGAUUGAUCCUUCAUCUUAUACCUCAAGUUCAGAUUCAUUAGUGGACAUAUUCAGUGCACGAGAAGCAGUUGACCAAAGCCAAAUAAAUGUAGAUCUUAGGCAUGAUGUAUCUUCGUCAGAUGCUCCUUGUACAUCUUCAGGGCAGAAGGUUGUAGAUGCUAAAGAUGCAGAUGGAUCACAUUUGCUGGCUGAAGAUGGGACAAAAGAAGCUCAAACUUUUGGUAUAUCCAAAGAUGAGCUCUUUGGGCAGUUUUUUGAUGCUCUUGAAAAAGCUUACUAUUUCAGAAGCUUGCCAGAUGGAAGAGACGAUCAGGCUCAGCUGGAUAGAGCAUCAAGGAUAUUUCACACUGCUUUGGAGGAGAUGCAAAAAUCUGGAUGUGCUAUGUUUGAUCGAAACAAUCUUGCUGAGAUCUUAAAAUCGCAAGGUAAUAAAGCAAUGCAGUCAAAACUUUACACUGAUGCUAUUGAGCUGUAUUCUUUUGCAAUUGCACUUUGUGAAGAUAAUGCAGUUUACUAUUGCAACAGGGCAGCUGCUUUAACCCAGAUCCACGAAUAUGAACAAGCAGUUCAAGACUGCCUAAAAUCUAUUGCAAUCAACCCGAAUUAUAGCAAGGCUUAUAGUAGAUUGGGUUUUGUCUAUUAUGCUCAAGGGAAGUACCGUGAUGCCAUAGACAAGGGAUUCACAAAAGCGUUGCAGUUGGAUCCUAAUAAUGAUUCCAUCAAAGAAAAUAUACGGGUAGCAGAACAAAAGUUAAAAGAAGAGCAACAGAAGAGGGAGAAUGAUCAGAGCUCAACCUCUUCGAGUCAUGGACAAGACUCAAAUCACCAGCCUGGUGGGGCACCUAGAAAUCAUGGCAUGCCUCCACCAUUUGCAUCAAUGUCAUUUGAUGUUAAUGGCAUUCCUGAUUUGAGUAACAUGUUUACGCACAUGACAAGAGAUGCAUUUCAAGGGCAGCAUGGUCCAAAUGCACCUGAAGGAAGCAGCAACACUGAUUCAACCAACGAGCCCGGAAUAAGAAUAAGCAGGAACAUCAAUGUCGAUUUUGGUGAACAGAUGCCUGAGGAAUUGACUGGGGCCUUGAGGUCUGUUAUGGAGAUGUUUUCAGGAGCACAACCUCCUAGGAAUCCUCAGGAUAGCAUGAAUGGAAGGUCAAUGCAAGAUUGAGUCAUUAAUGUUAAAGAGCGCCUCAUUCUUGAUGUUCCUUUUCGAUGAACUGCAUUCUUGAAUUUGAAUUGAUUGUUUUCCCCUCAACUUGAUUUGUAAAUUAAAUAUCUAAAACUCGGUUUGCAGUGUAAUCUUAAGUGCUUGACUACUGAGGCUUUUGUUUUUGCAAUCUCGUGUAGAAGAUUAUCUAUUGACAAAAAACAUAGUUGUCAAAAAGCUUUAGAGUGCCCUUUUUGCAGUUAGCA